Molecule: messenger RNA, 1731 nt
Organism: Diaporthe citri
Lineage: Eukaryota; Fungi; Ascomycota; Sordariomycetes; Diaporthales; Diaporthaceae
Exons: 3
Coding region: 1-1731 (576 amino acids)
Biological process (GO): defense response; superoxide anion generation
Cellular component (GO): plasma membrane; NADPH oxidase complex
Molecular function (GO): superoxide-generating NAD(P)H oxidase activity
Source: RefSeq, a predicted model, not a curated record
AUGAGCGACUUCUACGGCGACUCGAGGUAUUCGGCGGGCUAUGAGAAGCAGUCGGAACGGUCACGAUGGACGCCACUCACGAGGAUGUUGUUGUCGGGUGAGAUGACGCAGGAGAGGCAAAAGGAGCUGUCAUCAAGAGAAAAGUUCGACCGGUGGAUGGUCAACGAGGGUUACCGAAGAUUUUUCGUCUUCGUCUUCGCUGUUCUACAUGCCAUGGUGUUCGCUUUUGGCUUCGUCAAUUACGCCGUGAAGGACAACCUGCAAGUUGCUCGAGAUACCUUUGGGCCAACUUAUAUGAUCGCUCGUGCCGCGGCUUUGGUACUCCAUUUCGAUGUGGCGAUGAUCCUGUUCCCGGUGUGCAGGACGUUCAUCUCCCUGGCGCGUCAAACGCCACUGAACGGUAUCAUCCAGUUCGACAAGAACAUCACAUUUCACAUCACGACCGCAUGGUCCAUCUUCUUUUUCAGCUGGGUCCACACCAUUGCUCACUGGAACAACUUUGCUCAAAUUGCCGCCAAGAACAAUCUCGGUAUCUACGGUUUCCUGCUGGCAAACCUGGUGUCCGGUCCUGGCUGGACUGGCUACAUCAUGCUGAUUGCUCUGACUGGCAUGGUGAUCACCAGCGUGGAGAAGACACGUCGGGCCAAUUAUGAGCGAUUCUGGUACACCCACCACAUGUUCGUCAUAUUCUUCCUGUUCUGGUCCUUCCACGGAGCCUUCUGUAUGAUCCAGCCGGACGUGGCUCCAUUCUGUAUCUCAGUGGGCACACAGGCCAUCGGUGUCUUCUGGCAGUACUGGAUGUAUGGAGGCUUCAUCUACCUUGCCGAGCGUGUCGCCCGUGAGAUGAGAGGACGACACAAGACCUACAUCUCGAAGGUUGUGCAGCACCCCAGCAACGUUUGCGAGAUCCAAAUCAAGAAGGAGAACACCAAGACGCGCGCUGGCCAGUACAUCUUCUUCAGCUGCCCAGAGGUCUCAAUCUGGCAGUACCACCCUUUCACCCUCACUAGCGCUCCGGAGGAGGACUAUAUCUCGAUUCACAUGCGUGUGGUCGGUGACUUCACCCGCGAGGUGUCGAAGGCAUUGGGUUGCGAGUGGGACAAGAAGGACAAGGGUUCCAACGUGGUUGGUGUCAAUAGCGACAACAGCGACGUCGACCCGGCCCUCCGCCGAGUGCUUCCCCGAGUUUACGUCGACGGCCCCUUCGGCUCCGCAUCCGAAGACGUGUUCAAGUAUGAGAUCUCAGUUCUUGUCGGUGCCGGUAUUGGUGUGACGCCAUUUGCCUCCAUCCUCAAGUCUAUCUGGUACCGCAUGAACUACCCUCAGACCAAGACCCGUCUGGCCAAGGUGUACUUCUUCUGGGUCUGCCGUGACUUCGGCUCAUUUGAGUGGUUCCGGUCUCUGCUUCUGGCCAUUGAGGCCCAGGACGUCGACCAACGCAUCGAGAUUCACACAUAUCUCACGGCCAAGAUCAAGGCGGAUGAUGCGACAAACAUCAUGAUCAACGACGCCAACGCCGACAAGGACGCUAUCACCGGUCUGCGUGCCCCGACAAACUUCGGCCGGCCCAACUGGGAUAUGAUCUUCAGAGGUAUCAGGAAGUUGCACGCGCCAGCUGAGGCAGGUGUGUUCUUCUGUGGUCCCAAGGGUCUGGGUAGCUCGUUGCACAUUUACUGCAACAAGUACAGCGAACCUGGAUUUGCAUUUGUAUGGGGCAAAGAGAAUUUCUAG